Messenger RNA from Trifolium pratense (red clover), 6310 nucleotides. RefSeq lists its product as uncharacterized. The record is from RefSeq and is a predicted model, not a curated record. The coding region runs from base 1336 to 2028 and encodes 230 amino acids. The transcript has a single exon. NCBI's taxonomy places the organism in Eukaryota, Viridiplantae, Streptophyta, Magnoliopsida, Fabales, Fabaceae.
UGUUUUAAAAGUAAUUUCAUAUAAAAAAAACCAACUAAUUGUAAAUAUUAGUUUUAAUUAACAAAUUAGUCAUUUAUGUUAUUUCUACCUAAUUCCAACACAUUUUUGUAGGUUUUAUGCGCUUAAUGGAAAAAUAGAAGCAAUGAGACCUAUUGGAGACUAAGAAAAAUUGUCAUUGGACCAAAAUUAUGAAGAGGCACAAUUGUCCUCUUGUUUAAAGUGAUAAGAAGAUUUUCUAUUGGUCAAAAAGAGUUGCAGCAGUGUUUUUAUUCUUAAUUAUAAAAGCUAAUUUAGCCAUGAAGGAUAUCAUCAUAGUGUAAGCACCGCCUUGUGCAAUUUGCUUAGCAUUAAAAGCCUAUAAAAGGCAUGUGAAGCCAUUCCUUGAAAAGGCAAUUGAUUCACUCUUAUAACAACACACAAAACUUCACGAGAGAGGGUGAAGGCAGAGGAGAUUGAGAGCUACCAAGAAGAGCAGAGGAAUUAUCUUUAUCAUCUUUCCAUCUUUUCUAGCUAUGUAUUGUAAGGUUAUUAUGUAUAACUAAUUCUCUCUUUUGUUGGGAUUAAGUGUAAAUUACUCUAUUAGUAUGUGUUUCUAUUAAUUAUGGUUUUAUAUAUGGUUUUAGUUAUCUCUCAAUAUUGAUGUUAUCUUUGUUUUCAUUGUUUUAAUCUUUGAUUUGAAUUGUUAUAGACAUAUACCUUUUGAAUCUAAGAACUAGGAUAAUAUCUAUCGAACUCUAAAUUCUAGGAAUAGAUUUAGGUUUAAUAUUCACUUAGAGUAUCGAAUCUUAAUGCUAUUGUAUUGAUUGACGACCCGAGACAUCGGAUGUUAAUAGAUGCAAUAGAUAUCUCGACGUUAUCUGGACACGGAAACGUUCGACGAGCGAUACGUGAUAAUAUUGAUAGAUGACUAGAACCUGUGUAACUGAUUAGGGGAAUAUGUAUGAAUGAGUGAUUGAAAUCUAAUCCCAGCAAUUUAAUCUCUCUGUUAAAUUAAUCAUCUUUACUACUUUCAUGUAUUCGCAACUUUCGUAAUCAACCAUCUUUGAAAUCCUUUACUUGAAAUUAUAUUAAUUGUUGAACGGCAUCGAUAUCGCAUCAGUCCCUGUGGAGACGAUAAAAACAUACUUACUUUUGUAUUUCAACAAAAUGGCGCCGUUGCCGGGGACUGGCGUUUAGAUAUUGGAGCAUUUCAACAAUUUAUAUUCUUUUAAGUAUUCGUGUAUAUUUGUUUAUAUUGUAUAGUUUUUCUUGUACUAAUCCUUCUUUGCUAGACAAAGAAAAUUGUUUUUCUUGUUUGUUAAAUCCUUUUUCAGAUUCCCCAUUAAAAGUUAAACCAUGACUGAUCGUGGUUAUUACAACUUCUAUACUCCGGGUGAGUAUGAAUCAUAUCAACAGUUUCCUCCUUAUAAUUAUGGACAAACUUCAGAGGCUAGAUUGGAGGAGACCAUGAUUAAAUUCAUGGAAAUGCAGCAGCAACAAAACCAACAGUGGCAAGACCAACACCAACAAUAUCUGAAAAACAGUCUUGCACGGGCCAAAAAUUUGGAAAAUCAGCUUGUUCAGUUGGCUAAACAGUUAGCCAAUAACAAUAACCAAGGAGGAACAUUUCAAACCAACACACAAACCACUCCUGACGAGAAAGAUAAUAUUCUAAAUGAGGAAAGAAUGUUCGAAGGAUGUGGUGUAAAGAAAAUAGUGAAAGAAAUAGAUACACCGCAUGAAGUUGAACUUCCUCAAGAAUUGCCAUGUACGGAGGAAGCUAACACUGUUGAUAAGGAACAAGUGAUGAUGGUUGCGGAGGAAAAUGAAGGAUUAUUUAGCAAGGAAGAAUCAUGUGAACAAAAGAGGGAGAUGGAGAACCAGGCGUUGAUUGAUCGGGUAAUAGACGAAAUUUGUGCCUUGUUCAACAAAAAAGAAUUGGGGAGGAUAUGGACUCCGCAACAUCUAUAUCUAAAGUUCAUGGAGUUCCUCCCAAACCGAAGGAAAAAGACGGAUGAUGUGUUGUCCGUUUCAUUUUGGCCACCCUAACAUCUCAGGCGUCGAGCUACCGACGUUAACCAAGCGCUUAUUGGGAGGCAACCCAAUUUUCUAUCUUUACUAUUUAAUUCCUGCAAUUUAUCAUUUUAGUAUAUUUAAGCAUGUUUUGAAAGGUUGCUAGUAAGCUAAAACUGAACCUCUGGUGUGAAAUUUUAAUUUUCCUGCUUUCCCUGUCAAAUUCGCUGAGCCACUUUUCCCUCGCUAAGCGAAUUCACUAGCUCUGUGUUUUCUGUUAAAAAAAAAGCACUGCACACGUUUUCAUUUUCAUUACUACAAGUUUCCACCAACCACUACCACUUCUGAGACUAUUCUCUCUCUGCAUUUUCUCACUACCACUAUCACUUCUAAACCCUAAAAUCAAAACUUUUUCUCUCUUGGUUCUUCUCUCUUACAAAUCAAAAUUUUGUGCAAAACUACAUUUCACUCACAUCCUCAGGUUUCAAUUGAGCAAAGGGCCUUUUGAUUUUAUUCCUUUCAGUUCUGUGCAUCUUAAAUUGAGAAGAAGGUACAAAUCUGUUCUUAAUUUUUCAUGAAUUUCAAGUAUAUAUGUAUAUGUUCUUCUUUACUUAUUAAGAAAACGCCACCUUUGUUAAAGUGUUGUUGGUAACUAGUAAAGGAAUGAUUGUUAUGGUUUAAAAAAAAAAAAAAAACUUUUGAAACAUUUUUUUCAGUCUAGUUACUUUUGAAUUGAAUUUGAUGAAUUGGGUUGAUUAGGAGCUGUUCUGGUUUUUCGCUGAACUAUCAUUGUUUAAGGUUGAAAUUAAUUUGAUUUGCUUAAACCCUUUUGAUUACUUUGUUAAUUUUUUGAAAAGGGGAUUGAAAUCUACUCUUUAGGGUUUUCUAUUUUAGGAUGUGAGGGCGAGAGGUCAGAGAUAAUGGAAGAAAUUUUGUGUGGAUUAAUAGAUUGAAGAACAAAGUCCCUUAAGUUUAAGCUGCAAAAAGUUUUUUUUGGGACUUAACAUUUUUUGCAGGACAAUUUGUGAGUUUAAAGUUGAGUAUGGAGGAAACAUUGGUAAUAACAAAUUCAAUGAAAAACCUGAUGGACUUGGUGAUCACCUUAAUUAGAAACUUGAUUGUUGUGUGUCUUUGUUUGCCCUUUUGAACUAUGUGCUUAUUAUUUUUUCAAAAAGACAUCAAUUGAUCAAGUUAAGCACUUGUUUCUCUCCCAUUUGCUUAUUGAUUUUCAUAACAUGUAUCUCACUUUGUCACAUGAAUUUUGACUUUUAAAUUGCUUACUUUGAGUAGUUAGAAUUGUGACUUGAUAUUGACAUGUUGAUUGUUGGCUAGAACCUUAUGGAGUCUAAAGUUGAUUAUUGACAAAACAUUAGCAUUGUUUGCUGGUGGUUCAAGCCUUUGAAGGAGUGAAUGAGCCUUGUUUUUUUUAACCUUGUUAUUUGAUAGGCUGAUUUUUCAUGUUUGGUAUCUGGCCUUAGCUCUGGUGUGUUGGUUUACUAGACUAUCAUUUUGCAUUUUAUGUCUGGUAUGCCGGUGUCUCAUAUUUGUGAAGGAGUGAUAUAGCAUUUGAUUAAGAGAGUGGUUUGUCUCUGGUUGGGAUAAAUCUGAUUGUGAUGUAAGAUGGAUAGCUUGCUCGUAUGUUUUGUAACUUCAGGGAUGAUCAGAUAUAUGGCACCAAGGAGGAAUGUAUUGCACAAAUGGCAUGGCCUGUGAAAAGGCCAUUUUACCCGGAGGAGGUGAGACAACAUGAUGUUGGUAGCAGUGGAGCUGUUGGAAAUGGAGACCAGGAGACGGGACAACGAAGUGAAGAAGAGCCAGACAACUGACAAGAGAAAGAUAGACCGAGAAAGCUCUCCAAAACUCUGUGAAGUUUAUUUUAAAUAGCUUUCGGUUAAAUUUAUGCUUUAUCUUAAUUUAUAUUUCUCUUGUGGUCUGAACAACAUGUUGAUGGUUGAUUGAAAAAAUGGUUCAAAAUUUUGAUUUUUGAAUAUCAUGUGCAUAUGGAUUGAAAAGUUUAGGUUUGUGAUUAAUCAAAUUCAAAUGCAUGAUUAGAAUAAUUUUUUCAACUUGCAUUGUUUGAGGUCAAAAUUUUGUGAUUAUCUUUGAAUGAUAGGAUGAAUUUGAACCAAGUAGCUUUAUUCAAUUUGAUUUCAUUCAUUCCUUCUUAACUUGAUUAAUUGAUUAUGAAUCACGUAGACCUAGCCGGGUGAGAUUGUGUGAACUUUCCAUUGUUUAUAUAUUUGAGAGCCGACAAUUGUGUUUAACUCUGUUGAUUUUAACUGAAUCUUGCUAUUACUUGAUGUGUUUGAAGUCAUGGAUAUGAUCAAGGCCUUGUUUCUUUUUGAGUGGUAACUACUUAAGCCAAAAUAACCUACCUUGUGAGUUAGUGUGAUCCUUUGCUACCCCCUUAAGCCAAAAAAAUUUGAAAAUUUGUUUGUUUUGAACUCUUGAACCACAAUAAAGAAAAACAAUGAAUUGACCCUUGUCUUAGGAUGAUUGAGCAUUGAGUUUAAGUAGGGUUGAAAACAAGUUGGGGAGAAAGAGGUUAUUUGUUUGAAAAAAAAAAAAAAAAGUAGUUGAAAAAUAUGAGUUGUUGAAGAUGGUGAUUGAAAAAGAAAAACAUUGUAAGUCAUUUGACACACAAAUGAAAAUCAAAGAAAAUGUGUUUCAAAAGAAAAGGAAAUGAAUAGAAAUUGUGUCAAAAGAAUCACCAAAAGUAAAGAAUGGGGAAAGUGAAAGAGGAUGAAUAACUUAUGUAAUGUUAUGAAGAUACUCAAAGUUUAUGCUCUCUUAUCCUUAAGGCAUUUUGAAUCCAAAGAAAAACAAUGAUUUCUUGUAGCCUAGCCCCAUUACAAGCUUAAGAAAGACCUUAGUGAUCCAUGAUUGAUAAUAUGUCUUGUGAUUUUGUUGAGAUGUAUGUUUGAAUUGAUUUGUUGUGAACACAUUGCUUGGAUUGAGAGAAACACUACACCCUUGAGUUGAAACACUUGUGAGAAUUGUGAUUCUAGUUGAUUGUCUUGUUGAUUUGGAAAGUUUGAAAUCUUACUUGAAUCUUGAAACUAUUUCACAUUCAUGCUUUGAUUUUUUGAUGAUUAUGAAGGUUUGAUUUUGAACUUGCAAUACAUUGAAUCAAGCAAACUUGAAAUGAUUGAAAUCCAAAGUUUUUGAUUGAUCAUAAAUCUUGAUUGAAUCAUGCACGGAUGAGGUUUGAACCAUAUUUUGAGAGUUUAUUUUGGACUUUUGUUUGAGGACAAACAAAGUUCUAAGUUGGGGAGAGUUGAUAAGUGCCAAAAAGUGGUAAUUUUACAUAUAUAUUUUGGGCACUUAUUGACUUGUUUUAAAAGUAAUUUCAUAUAAAAAAACCAACUAAUUGUAAAUAUUAGUUUUAAUUAACAAAUUAGUCAUUUAUGUUAUUUCUACCUAAUUCCAACACAUUUUUGUAGGUUUUAUGAGCUUAAUGGAAAAAUAGAAGCAAUGAGACCUAUUGGAGACUAAGAAAAAUUGUCAUUGGACCAAAAUUAUGAAGAGGCACAAUUGUCCUCUUGUUUAAAGUGAUAAGAAGAUUUUCUAUUGGUCAAAAAGAGUUGCAGCAGUGUUUUUAUUCUUAAUUAUAAAAGCUAAUUUAGCCAUGAAGGAUAUCAUCAUAGUGUAAGCACCGCCUUGUGCAAUUUGCUUAGCAUUAAAAGCCUAUAAAAGGCAUGUGAAGCCAUUCCUUGAAAAGGCAAUUGAUUCACUCUUAUAACAACACACAAAACUUCACGAGAGAGGGUGAAGGCAGAGGAGAUUGAGAGCUACCAAGAAGAGCAGAGGAAUUAUCUUUAUCAUCUUUCCAUCUUUUCUAGCUAUGUAUUGUAAGGUUAUUAUGUAUAACUAAUUCUCUCUUUUGUUGGGAUUAGGUGUAAAUUACUCUAUUAGUAUGUGUUUCUAUUAAUCAUGGUUUUAUAUAUGGUUUUAGUUAUCUCUCAAUAUUGAUGUUAUCUUUGUUUUCAUUGUUUUAAUCUUUGAUUUGAAUUGUUAUAGACAUAUACCUUUUGAAUCUAAGAACUAGGAUAAUAUCUAUCGAACUCUAAAUUCUAGGAAUAGAUUUAGGUUUAAUAUUCACUUAGAGUAUCGAAUCUUAAUGCUAUUGUAUUGAUUGACGACCCGAGACAUCGGAUGUUAAUAGAUGCAAUAGAUAUCUCGACGUUAUCUGGACACGGAAACGUUCGACGAGCGAUACGUGAUAAUAUUGAUAGAUGACUAGAACCUGUGUAACUGAUUAGGGGAAUAUGUAUGAAUGAGUGAUUGAAAUCUAAUCCCAGCAAUUUAAUCUCUCUGU